Messenger RNA from Telopea speciosissima, 1618 nucleotides. RefSeq names its product BTB/POZ and TAZ domain-containing protein 4-like. NCBI's taxonomy places the organism in Eukaryota, Viridiplantae, Streptophyta, Magnoliopsida, Proteales, Proteaceae. Gene Ontology annotation, molecular function: protein binding. The record is from RefSeq and is a predicted model, not a curated record. The transcript is spliced from 6 exons. Bases 138 to 1283 code for a protein of 381 amino acids.
UGUUUUAGAACUUUGUAGCAAAUCGGUCUGUCUCUUAGGGAGGCUUCUUUGAUCGUUGUAGAACCAAAAGGGAGUGAUUCUCAUACUGCUUCUUUCGGGAGAUCUAUGAUUUCAACAGGAGCAGAGCAUAUACUGGGAUGACAGGGAUGAACUGUGAAGGAUCUACUCAAGCUAACAAGAGGACUUCCCCAGAGGCACCUCCAUUGCCUGAUUUAGCGACUUCCAAUUAUCAUCGGAAGGCAUUGGUGGUAAAUGGAGUACCAUUAAGGGGAUACACCUGUGUUCUGGUGGAAACUCGGGAGUUGUGGAAACAUCUCUUCAGUGAAGGUUAUAGAGCAGAUGUUUCUAUUCAUACUGAAAACAGUGGUGUCAUUAAUGCACAUGCUAGCAUUCUUGGUGUGGCUUCUCCUGUGAUGAAGAGAAUGUUAAACCAUUCGGAAGGCCGUGGUUGUCGGCAAUCAAUCUCCAUCAAGGGUGUUCUGCAUGAGGCAGUCCAAGUCUUCAUUCGCUUCUUGUAUUCUUCCUGCUAUGAACAAGAAGAGAUGACCAAAUAUGGCUUGCAUUUGUUGGUGUUGUCACAUGCUUUUGUGGUUCCCCAACUGAAGAAAGAUUGUGAGUGGCAACUAGAGCACAAUUUGCUUACAACAGAGAAUGUAUUUGACAUCUUACAGCUUUCACUUCUCUGUGAUGCACCUCGACUUAGCCUCUUUUGUCACCGUCUGAUCCUAAAGAGCUUCGAGGUUGUUUCUACAACUGAAGGAUGGAGGGUGAUGAAGCAAAGCCACCCCAGGCUUGUAAUGGAACUGUUAGAGUCAGUUGUCGAACCUAAUUCGAAGAAACAAGAAAGGACAAGAAAGCUUCCAGACAAGAAUAUGUACUUGCAAUUAUACGAGGCAAUGGAAGCCCUUGUUCAUAUAUGCAAAGAUGGAUGUCGGACUAUUGGUCCCCAUGACAAGGUUUUAAAAGGGGACCAGGCGCCUUGUAGUUUAGCAGCAUGCAGGGGGCUAGAGUUGCUCAUCCGUCACUUUGCAGGUUGCAAGAUGCGGGUUCCUGGUGGUUGCAUUCAUUGCAAGAGAAUGUGGCAGUUCCUGGAACUACAUUCUCAUCUUUGUGCUAGGCCUGAUGUGUGUAGGGUUCCAUUGUGCAGGAAAUUUAAGGAGAGAUUUCUGCAACAAACCAAGAAGGACAAUAUGAAGUGCGAAAUAUUGGCGAAAAAGAUUUUGACUACAAAGAGCAAUCCUAGAGCUCCAUUCUUUUCAUUGACAAAUGUUGUCUGUGCUUGAGGUGGGAGGUUGGUUCCUCAUCCAAGCUCUUGUUGUAAGCUUGGGUUCACUGCCUGUACUCUUGAGAAUACAUUGGUGAGAAGAUCAGUGAUGUCUCUUUGUACCUCAAUCGGAAAGUAAUAAAGCAGCAGAGAACCACUUGCGAAAUUAGCCCCUGCUCACUGUGAAUUUUAAUGACGCAUGAGAAAAAAUGGGAUAAAAAGGAUGAUGAACUACAAAAGUCCAGAAGGUGAUGGGGCAUUUCAACUUUGAUUAUGGUCAUUUGGAGAUUGCGAUCAUCCCACGGCUCUCCUGAAGAAUGAAAGUCAGAACUCAUCAUAUUGUCCUUUUCCUUU